Messenger RNA from Daldinia caldariorum, 1416 nucleotides. Its product is annotated as glycoside hydrolase family 5 protein. Gene Ontology annotation, biological process: glucan catabolic process. The transcript is spliced from 6 exons. The record is from RefSeq and is a predicted model, not a curated record. NCBI's taxonomy places the organism in Eukaryota, Fungi, Ascomycota, Sordariomycetes, Xylariales, Hypoxylaceae. Gene Ontology annotation, molecular function: hydrolase activity, hydrolyzing O-glycosyl compounds. Bases 1 to 999 code for a protein of 332 amino acids.
AUGAGGUUCGUCGACCUGCUUGUGGCUGCCGCCACGGUCUCCGCCGUCGCGGUGCCUUCCCAGACCAAGAAGCGCGCAAGUGCUUUCCAGUUCACCGGCGUAAGCGAGUCGGGAGCCGAGUUCGGUAACCAGGCCAUCCCCGGACGUCUCGGCAAGGAUUACACUUGGCCCGACCACAAUGCUAUCUCUACCUUGGUCCAGAAGGGUUUCAACACCUUCCGCAUUCCGAUCAUGAUGGAGCGAAUCGUCCCGGGGAAGUUGACUGGCUCUAUCAACGAGACCUAUGCCGCCGGCCUUGACGACAUCGUCAAAUUCAUCACCAGUCAGGGCGCCUACGCUAUCGUGGACCCGCACAACUUCGGGCGGUACUACAACAACAUCAUCACGGACGUAAGCGGGUUCGGCGCGUGGUGGACGACGGUGGCCAAGCGUUACGCCUCCAACGAGAAGGUCAUCUUUGACACGAACAACGAGUUCCACGACGAGGACAACGCCCUCGUCGGCCAGCUCAACCAGGCCGCCAUCGACGCCAUCCGCGGCGCCGGCGCCACGUCCCAGUACAUCUUCGUCGAGGGCAACUCGUGGUCGGGUGCUUGGCACUGGGUCUCCAGCGGCACCUCCGAGGCUAUGGGUAAAUUGAAGGAUCCCCAGGACAAGAUCAUUUACGAGAUGCACCAAUACCUCGACUCCGACGGCUCCGGCACAUCCGAAGCCUGCGUGUCGGCGACGAUCGGCAAGGAGCGCCUCGCGGACGCGACGGCCUGGCUCAAGGCGAACAAGAAGAAGGGCGUGAUCGGCGAGACUGCCGGCGGCUCCAACGCGCAGUGCAUCCAGGCCGUCCAGGGCAUGCUCGCCCACAUGAAGGAGAACUCGGAUGUCUGGACCGGCUGGCUCUGGUGGGGCGCGGGACCCUGGUGGGCUGACUACAUGUACUCCAUCGAGCCGCCCUCCGGAACCGCGUUCACGAAGGUCUUGCCGUCGUUGAAGGAUUAUAUCUAAAAAACGUGACCUGGCUAAUGUACCUCUUGUGGAGGAUAUAAGGGGGUGGUGGGUACACGUGAUUUUGAUAGUAGGCUAGGGGAUACGUGACGGCUACUCGCGCAGAAAAGAAUUGUAUAUAUAGCACGACGAGAGCAAGGGAGAGAAAAGGAAAAAUAGAGAUCGUACGUAUCCUUAUAUCGGCAUGAACUUGCUUCGUCACUUUAUGUACUAUGUAGAUAUUACCACCAGCGCCCCUUUACGUUACCACUUAACCUAUCGUAUUUCUAAAUCUGUGUAUUCCCUUCCCCUUCCGCUCUCCUGAGUUACAAAUAUCUUGUUCAUUCAUAACUUAUACAUACCUUAAGUAGGUAGGUAGGUAGAUACAGUACUUUAAGUAGGUACCUACUUAUCCAAGCAGUUUGCUCUGGCGCUCCA